GAUCACUGCCCUGCUGCAAAACAGUAUUCGGCCUCUUAGCAUACAACUCGCCCAACUACGCCAUACUUUGGGGACUUACAACCUAGCCGAGCCCUCAAACCUUGCGGAUCAAUCACGCAAAUCAAGAAACGGUCACCCCAUAAGCAGCGCAGUCAGGGAAAGCCGUCGCCAUGAAGUUGGACACAAAGGCCAUGCGCCACCUCGCGCCAGAGGACUGGCGGGUUCUUACGGCAGUGGAAAUGGGAUCCAAAAACCACGAGAUCGUCCCGACAGCCAUGAUCGAUAAGAUCGCCCGCCUGCGCGGCGGCAGCAGCGGCGUGCACAAAUCCAUAUCGAACCUCGCCAAGACGGGGCUCAUAGGCCGGGUAAAGGAAGCAAAGUACGACGGGUACCGGCUGACAUACGGCGGACUCGACUACCUCGCAUUGCACGCCUACUCGUCGAAGAAGCAGAUCUACAGCGUGGGAAGCCGGGUGGGUGUGGGCAAGGAGAGCGAUAUCAUGAUGGUGGCGGACGACAAGGGGCAGCAGAAGAUACUGAAGAUACACAGGCUGGGUCGGAUAUCAUUCCGCACCGUCAAGACGAACCGGGACUACCUAAAGAAGCGGCAGGGCGGCUCGUGGAUGUAUCUGUCGAGGUUGUCGGCCAUGAAGGAGUUCGCGUUCAUGCAGGCCCUAAGGGAGGAGGGCUUUCCUGUCCCGGAGCCCAUUGCGCAGUCGAGGCAUACCAUCCUCAUGUCAUUCAUCGACGACUCUUACCCAUUGCGGCAGAUCUCAGCCGUCCCCGACCCUGCAGGCUUAUAUGCGGAACUGAUUGCCAUGAUUCUCCGACUGGCAAAACACGGACUGAUACAUGGCGAUUUCAACGAGUUCAAUAUUCUGAUCAAGGAGGAAAAGGUAGACAGCGACGAUGGCCAGGAAGACUCUGCGGAUGCGGCCGUCACAUUAACUCCCAUCCUCAUCGAUUUCCCGCAGAUGAUCUCGAUGGACCACCAGAAUGCCGAGAUGUACUUUGACCGUGAUGUCAACUGCCUAAAGCGUUUCUUCGAGAGGAGGUUUCAUUUCACCAGCACCGAACCUGGACCCUUUUACAAGGAUGCGAAGAAGACAGUUGGACAAGAUGGCGCCAGGAAAAUCGACGUCGCGGUGGAGGCCUCGGGUUUCACGAAGAAGAUGUCCAAGGAUCUCGAGGCCGCCAUAAGAGAGCAGGCAAGCUCAAGAGACGAGAAUGCUGAUGACCUGUCGGGAGACGAAGACUAUGUAGAUUCGGAAGAUGAAGCCGAGACGAGUGCCGAGGAGGACGAGCGUGAAAAUGAAGCCGACCAUCAGUCCGAACUUCAGGACGCCGCCGUAGAUGGGAAGCUCGAUGGAAUGGAAAAGCUGGGGAUCAAAGAUACUUCUUGAGGACAGAAGCAUCAUCAAACAAAAACAAAUAAAAAUAGUCGAGCUCUA
Molecule: messenger RNA, 1451 nt
Organism: Diaporthe batatas
Lineage: Eukaryota; Fungi; Ascomycota; Sordariomycetes; Diaporthales; Diaporthaceae
Product: protein kinase RIO2
Exons: 2
Coding region: 171-1403 (410 amino acids)
Biological process (GO): maturation of SSU-rRNA; protein phosphorylation
Cellular component (GO): nucleus; preribosome, small subunit precursor; cytosol
Molecular function (GO): protein serine/threonine kinase activity; ATP binding
Source: RefSeq, a predicted model, not a curated record